This is a messenger RNA of Tachysurus fulvidraco (yellow catfish), 772 nucleotides long. Its product is annotated as small integral membrane protein 11. Lineage: Eukaryota; Metazoa; Chordata; Actinopteri; Siluriformes; Bagridae. The transcript has 3 exons. The coding region runs from base 362 to 565 and encodes 67 amino acids. The record is from RefSeq and is a predicted model, not a curated record.
UACACCCCGGAAGAAAGGGAAAAUGGCUGCUGAGUGGAGAAACGCCACUAGUGAGACUUCGUGUUGAUAUUUAUAUCGUGUUGGUGUUAUAUGUCCGAAAUAUUACAUGGAUUAUUUCACAAAGUGUAUAUAAGGAACAUAAAAUAAGGCACCAUUUCGGACACAGUUGAAUUAAGGCGGAUUGGUCAUACGUGGCUGAGUAAGACAUGUUCUGAUUGGAUCACAGUCUCAGGGGGCGGGGCUUGAGCCAUAUGUAAGUUAGGAGUGAAAACAGUACCGACUUAUAGCAGAAGAUCAGGUACGAUUGUUCCAGCUGGACUUCUUAGAGAUUUGUUUAAGACCUGAAAACAAAGAGACGAAAAUGAUAAACUGGCGGGCUUUGGACAACGUUCCUCUGCUGUUGUACAUCCUGGCAGCCAAGACCCUUCUCUUGUGUCUUGCCUUUGCUGGAGCCAAACUGUAUCAGCAGAAGAAGGAACAAGCAGCCCUAACACAGCAGUUAGAGAUGAAGAGAAAAAUUGCACAGGAAACACAGGAACUUCUUGACAACAAGAAGGAUGACUGAACAUUUGGAGAUGUACGGCCUGACCGUCACACAGAAACUGGUGCAAUUGAAAAAUCUAAAGAUGAGGCCUCAAGUGGAGAUGUUUCAUUCGUUUACGUGGAGCUAGUCAAUGUUGCUUGCUACCUCUUUAUACUACAAACCUAUUUAUUAUGCUGUAAAUUACCCUGUUUGUAAUAUAAAAAAUAAAAGCAAAUGGAUUCCUUUGGA